AUGGCUGCGAUAUUCGGAACACGCCACAUGUCAGAUGAAACUCAAAAAAUCAUUCUGCAAAGAAUCGAUCAAGGAAUGAGACAAGUCGAAUUAGCAAAACUGUUUAACGUCUCCAGAGCGACUAUUUUCGCUUUUCUCAAGAAAGAACCAGCAUAUGGAGUAAUUGUAGCAACGCCAAAUCCAGAACAAAGCCGAAUGACUACACAAGUUACCUGA
Messenger RNA from Necator americanus (New World hookworm), 216 nucleotides. RefSeq lists its product as uncharacterized. The record is from RefSeq and is a predicted model, not a curated record. The coding region runs from base 1 to 216 and encodes 71 amino acids. Gene Ontology annotation, biological process: DNA recombination. NCBI's taxonomy places the organism in Eukaryota, Metazoa, Nematoda, Chromadorea, Rhabditida, Ancylostomatidae. The transcript has a single exon. Gene Ontology annotation, molecular function: DNA strand exchange activity; DNA binding.